GGGAUUCAGUCAGUGACAAUCCCCCUUUCAUCUUGUCCUACGCGGCACGCGUCUCAUUUUGUGACAGUUGACUCCUGCUUCUGCCCGUUACGUUCUCUAUAAGCAAGAUGGAGAAGAAGUGUUCAGCAAUCAUCUUUCUCGUCCUGUUCCUGCUUUCGCUGGCUGCUGCGAAGCCUUCUUUCGGAUAUGGGAGCAGCAGCAGUAGCAGCAGUGGAGGGUUCGGUGGAUUUGGUGGGGGUUACGGUGGAUAUGGAGGAUAUCGGGGAGGAUAUGGUGGCUAUCGAAGACCCUACGGCGGAUAUCGAGGAGGGUACGGUGGCGGGUACGGUGGUUACGGUGGCGGUUUCGGAGGUGGCUAUUGGUGA
Molecule: messenger RNA, 365 nt
Organism: Darwinula stevensoni
Lineage: Eukaryota; Metazoa; Arthropoda; Ostracoda; Podocopida; Darwinulidae
Source: the annotation of a GenBank genome assembly